GGAAAAAGCACAUUAAUAUUCGUCAUUGUUGAUGUACUGCUGUAUACCGAUAUGGCUGUUCGAGUGACGGUUUGUUGAACCUCUCGCUUCUCCUACCGUUACGUGUUGCUGUCUUCUUCUCCAAGGUGUCAGCUGCAUGAAUCACGUUCUCGCUUUACGGAAAAUGUUUGUGGCCACAGCAGCCUCAUGGACAACCCCGCGAUGAAGUCAAUAAGACGCUGACCCCAAAUCAUCUACAAGUAUCUCCGACGAGAAAAGCUGUCUCUCUCUGUCUCCGUAAACUCUUCCAUUACAGCUUCUCAACAUGGCGCGCAUACUAAUUACAGGAUCUUCUGACGGACUAGGACUGCGUAGUGCUCGCGUCCUUGCAAAAAGAGGUCAUUCAGUUGUCCUCCAUGCGAGAAACGACCAGCGCGCUCAAGAUGCUCGAUCUGCUUGCCCCGAAGCCGAAACCUGCGUUGUCGCCGACCUCUCGGACAUGUCCCAAGCGAAAAAGCUGGCAGAAGAUGUGAACAAGCUUGGACCGUUCGACGCAGUCAUUCACAAUGCAGGUCUAUACACAGGCGGAUACCGCAAGACAAAAGAUGGGUUCCCUGGCGUCGUCGCUGUCAAUACACUUGCUCCUUACAUCCUCACCUGCCUGAUCCAACCUGCGCCGAAACGUCUAGUCUUCGUAUCCUCGGGUCUGCACAAUGGGGGAGACCCUUCACUGCAAGAUAUUACAUGGGCACGACGAGGGGAGCGAGCUUUUAGUGACUCGCAAGUAUAUGGUGACACAAAGUUGCACAAUAUACUACUGGCCAAUGCAUUUGCAAGGAGGUGGCCCAAUGUGCAGAGUAAUUCUCUCGACCCAGGCUGGGUUGCCACGAAGAUGGGCGGCAGUUCGGCGACGGGUGACAUUGAAGCUGCGGUCAAAACCUAUGUGAUGCUGGCAGAUGGGGAGGGACCUGCGCAGACCGCCUCGGGGAAAUACUGGGUCAGCAGUAAAGAAAGGUCGCCAAAGAAGGAAGCAAAUGAUGUUGCUGUUCAAGACAAUCUGAUCAAGCAGCUGGAGGAAAUUACAGGCGUCAAGUGUCCAUCGGCAUGAUGAUACUGUGAUGGUCACCGUGCUGCUUUGACGAUUGAGAGAACAAGCACGGCCCAUCCUGGAUCAGCACAGCGAGACUGAUAUAGGACUCAUGUCGACUUUCAUCACCAUCAAUUCAAGCAAGUCAGCAGUCCAUUGUAUGUCAUCGAUCUCGAGUCCAAUGCGGGCAAUGUCAGCUAUCUGCGACAUGAUUGGUGGAUUGAGCUGCAUGGCCGGUCCG
This is a messenger RNA of Exophiala viscosa, 1307 nucleotides long. Its product is annotated as short chain dehydrogenase. The transcript has a single exon. The record is from RefSeq and is a predicted model, not a curated record. Bases 305 to 1087 code for a protein of 260 amino acids. NCBI's taxonomy places the organism in Eukaryota, Fungi, Ascomycota, Eurotiomycetes, Chaetothyriales, Herpotrichiellaceae.